CACCUCAGUUUCGUUUGAGCCGUUGCAUGAUUAACAUAUCAACUCCACAUAUCAUUUUUGCGUGUGUGUAUUCUCAAUAAAAUUGUGCAGUUUUACACAAGUUUUUAGCUAAGAUAUUUGAUCGAAUCGAGUGGUUUUGGGCAAAGAAGUGCAGCUGUUCAAUCAAUUUUCCGGAAAACACCGCAGGCAAAGAAAAAAGUAUCGAUAGUCUACAAAGGCAAAGGCAGUUGGAAGAGCGUUGAGAGAAGCGAAGUGUUUGUGAGUGUUGCUGAGCAGUAAUUUUGGGUAAAGAAAAAAAUCAUUAAGUUUUUCUUUAUUUAGAGUGCACUUUGUGUUGAUAGUGUCGUGGAUUUGAUUGUGAAAUUUUUACUUUUGGGGAGGAGAGGUUACCUUUUAUUUGAGAAAAGUUACCACGUGAGUUAGUUUUUUUUUCUUCCAUGUUAACGAAGGAAGUAAGCAGCUGUGAACGGCUCUUUUAGAAAACAAAAAUUAAAUAUACCUAGUAACAGGUUUCCAUAGUGCAUACAAAAGAUUGAGCGAGUGUAUCAUCGACACGGAAUACAAUAUGAAAAUGUCGGCUGUCGUACGAUUGUGCUGUAAUAUGAUUUCUCUCCUGCUGUGCAUAACUGUGAUAAGUCCCGUAUAUGGAAUCUUUGAUCGGCUGGUGGUACAAACGAGCAGUGGCCCUAUUCGGGGUCGUUCAACAAUGGUGCUAGGCCGCGAAGUGCAUGUGUUCAAUGGAGUACCUUUUGCAAAACCGCCGGUCGAUGGUCUGCGCUUCCGUAAGCCCGUUCCAGCUGAACCGUGGCACGGUGUUUUGGAUGCCACACGAUUACCUCCGUCGUGCAUUCAGGAAAGGUAUGAAUAUUUUCCCGGCUUCGCAGGCGAAGAGAUGUGGAAUCCAAAUACCAAUGUGUCGGAGGAUUGCCUGUAUCUGAAUAUCUGGGUUCCAACCAAGACCCGAUUGCGCCACGGUCGCGGCCUAAAUUUUGGGAACAACGACUACUUUCAGGACGAUGAUGACUUCCAGCGCCAGCACCAGUCCAAGGGUGGUCUUGCCAUGCUAGUGUGGAUCUACGGUGGUGGUUUCAUGAGUGGUACAUCGACCUUGGACGUGUACAACGCUGAAAUGUUGGCGGCAGUUGGGAACGUAAUCGUUGCGUCCAUGCAGUAUCGGGUAGGAUCAUUUGGGUUCUUCUAUCUGGCCCCCUAUCUGAACGACGAUGAUGCACCUGGUAAUGUUGGACUGUGGGAUCAAGCCCUGGCCAUUCGAUGGCUGAAAGAAAAUGCCAAAGCCUUCGGUGGUGACCCAGACCUAAUAACCCUGUUCGGUGAAUCCGCCGGCGGCAGCUCGGUGAGUUUACAUCUACUGUCUCCGGUCACGCGGGGUCUAUCACGGAGAGGAAUCCUGCAAUCCGGAACGCUCAAUGCACCAUGGAGCCAUAUGUCUGCCGAAAAGGCCCUCUCGGUGGCAGAGGCACUAAUCGAUGACUGUAACUGCAAUGUGACACUUUUAAAGGACAAUCCAAAUUAUGUAAUGAAUUGUAUGCGAAACGUUGACGCGAAGACCAUCUCGGUGCAGCAGUGGAACUCGUAUUCGGGAAUCUUGGGAUUCCCUUCGGCGCCAACCAUCGAUGGAGUUUUCAUGACUGCCGAUCCGAUGACAAUGCUGCGGGAAGCCAAUCUGGAAGGAGUGGAAAUACUGGUUGGCAGUAAUAGGGAUGAAGGCACAUACUUUCUGUUGUACGAUUUCAUCGAUUAUUUCGAGAAGGAUGCAGCGACGUCGUUACCGAGGGAUAAGUUCUUGGAAAUAAUGAACACCAUCUUCAGCAAAGCAUCUGAGCCGGAGCGUGAAGCGAUUAUAUUCCAGUACACCGGCUGGGAGAGCGGAAAUGAUGGCUACCAGAACCAGCAGCAGGUGGGCCGUAGCGUAGGAGACCAUUUCUUCAUCUGUCCAACUAACGAGUUCGCCCUUGGACUGGCCGAGCGAGGAGCUUCGGUGUAUUAUUACUAUUUCACUCACCGCACAAGUACAUCGCUUUGGGGUGAAUGGAUGGGCGUCUUGCACGGGGAUGAAGUGGAAUACAUCUUCGGGCAACCCAUGAACGUUUCGAUGCAGUACCGACAGAGGGAACGAGAUCUCAGUAGGCGUAUGGUGCUUUCUGUUAGCGAAUUUGCGCGAUCUGGAAAUCCAGCUCUGGAAGGGGAGCACUGGCCGGUGUACACGAAGGAGAAUCCAAUUUACUUCAUUUUCAACGCGGAAGGUGAGGAUGAUCUACGGGGCGAAAAGUACGGGCGAGGUCCAAUGGCGACAGCAUGCGCUUUCUGGAAUGACUUCCUACCCCGCCUAAGAGCUUGGUCAGUGCCCCCCAAGUCUUCGUGCAACAUUUUGGAACAGACCUCGGCGGCUACCAUCUUGUAUGUGGAUAUCAAAAUCGUAACCGUGCUUAUGGUGUUCAUUCUCGUAAGAUUAUACUAGACUCGACUCCUACAGCUACCCGCCCACCUUAAUCUUAUAAAGACGCGAAGAAGUUAAACGACAUAUCUUCAAAUAGAUACACCUAGAGCAGGUAAAAUUGGAGCUUUACAUGUAGCUAUUCCAUACCACGAGAGGACAUUACUACAGCUGUGAAAACGUAUGUUGAGCGUUACUGAGAAAGUUAAUUAGGAACAAUAAAUUGCCCAUCUCUCAAUCGUCAUGUGAACUUGCGGAUGUAUAUGAGGACCUAGGAAUACGAAGAUUGCAUUGAGGAUAGUUUCAUGAAGACUGGAGUGGUUUAGAUGCUGAUAAUCGAUGAGCGUCAUCAGGACUCGAUACGAUUGAAUGCAUGAAUUGAGCUUGAUUGGUGAGGCGCUGGCGCUUUUUACACCAUCAUUUUGUUGAGACACACACACAGUCACACAUACACAUACUGACACACACGCACGCUUAAAUAUAUCAAUGCCCGUAUGGACCAGAUUGUUUCUGUUACAUUUCGUGAAAUGAUUGAAGGACGAAUUUGUCUUCGACAGUAGGAUUAUAACUAGUUUGACGUGUACAAGGUACAAAAACUUGCUUCCAAAUGUAAUUGAAAUGGCAAUCCUACAAAACGUUAUUCGAUCCAAUGUCAUUGAACGGAAUGUCCUAGAACCGGGUAAAAUGGAGAUCUACAAUAGUAUCAAACGAAACAUAACCUGAACAUAAUGAAGCGUAUGAAAAGAAAGCUUGAAAUACAUUUUAUACGAGCAUGAGAAAACCAUUAGUUAUUAGUGAUUGGGCAUAGUAGAAAAGAACAAAAAAUACUUGUUGGAUGUGCUGUUAAUUUACCUGCUUCAUGUGAACUUUAUCCUUUGUUUUCAACAACUCCGACAUUAAUCACCAGUUGGAAGCGUUUUUUUAUUUUCCAAGUUGGCAAGACAGUAGUAGAGCUGAUGAAAGAUAACUGUUUCGAUGUUUUAGAUGUUGAAUUGUUACAAAAAAUAUUCAAAACACCUUAUUAAUAACAUAAUGAUAUCAAUGCACAUAUCAAUGGUUCAAAGUCUGCUGAAUAGAUCAUGUAUAUCGAACAAAAAUUUGAAGAAAUAUGGGAUUCAGACAAAAAUGUAUCUUUAAUAAGUACGAUACAAUUAAUAAUUUUAUGUCUUAUGACUGAAGUUUAUUUGUUUAAGUUGGCUAACGUGCAACAGUUUGGUUCGCAUUGUAGAAUAGUAGUGAUAUUAAAGUUAAGUUGAAAAAAUAUAUAUAUACAUCAGUGAUGGAAAAAUAUAUAGUAUGUGAAAUAAUACAAUUUUACAACUAACCUACAUUUUAAAGCAUUCCAUUUAAUCCUUCAAAGUGCAAAUUAUGAGGGAGCGUUAUAUGCCCUAAAACCAAAUACAUAUCACUAAAAGUUAGACGAAAACAAAGUGGAAGCAAACACAAUGACUGCACGCUUUUUUGUGUGUCGUAAAAAUACGGAGAAAUCAAACCUAAG
Aedes aegypti (yellow fever mosquito) is the source of this 3953-nucleotide messenger RNA. Its product is annotated as acetylcholinesterase. The transcript is spliced from 11 exons. NCBI's taxonomy places the organism in Eukaryota, Metazoa, Arthropoda, Insecta, Diptera, Culicidae. The coding region runs from base 566 to 2479 and encodes 637 amino acids. Gene Ontology annotation, biological process: choline metabolic process; acetylcholine catabolic process in synaptic cleft. The record is from RefSeq and is a predicted model, not a curated record. Gene Ontology annotation, cellular component: plasma membrane. Gene Ontology annotation, molecular function: acetylcholinesterase activity.